Dermacentor silvarum is the source of this 2675-nucleotide messenger RNA. RefSeq names its product serine/arginine repetitive matrix protein 2-like. Gene Ontology annotation, molecular function: protein heterodimerization activity. Bases 211 to 2358 code for a protein of 715 amino acids. The record is from RefSeq and is a predicted model, not a curated record. NCBI's taxonomy places the organism in Eukaryota, Metazoa, Arthropoda, Arachnida, Ixodida, Ixodidae. The transcript has 6 exons.
GUUUGUUUUGUUAGGUGGCGCCGUAUGCGAACUGAAAGUCCGAGACGCCGCCGGCAACAAAAACCAUUUCGCCGCAAGUUUUCAGCGUUUUGCGAGCUAAUGCCGUCUCAAACUGAAUGUGUUCUGCAUCUGUACUGGGUCCGGAAUUAUCCGUCUAUGUAAGGAAACCUGACAGAAACAAGUUCUGUGCAAUCCUCACUUCACGGAGACAUGUCUAAAGCGAAGAAUCCUUCCGCUGAUGUCAUUUCUGUAACGGUGCCAGAGACAAGUGGACAGCGUGUCACCAGGUCAAAGUCACGGAGGGAAAAGGCAACGACAAGCACGAUUUCUGAGGGAAUUCGCCAGAAUAACCGCACAGAUGGUCGUGCCUCUGAUCAGCGAGAUGGUGUGGUUACCAAGACCCUCCGGUCUAAUCAGCGGGGGAAGAAAGUGCAAGUACCAGAAAGCAGUCUGAUCAAUAAAAGCACAGAUAAAAGAAUCACUCCACCGGCAAAAUUUCAUCCCAGCCAAAGCAAUGAGACAGAGAAAACCAGCUCGGCGCACCCCUCAGCAAAAAGAAAGACUCGGAAGAAGCAUUCACCACCUACUUCUGGUUCCGAGGCAGUCCAGAGUUCGAGUCGACUCGGCACCAGGAAAAGGCCGUCAUCCGAAAAGGAGGCUCUAGGGAGCAGUGCAUUGAAGGAAGGCAGGCAGGAUGUCCAGACAAAUGCUCGCACAUUGAAACACCAGCACGUAUCGGCCAAUGCACAAACGGACAGUCGGAAGUCUACACUUCAGGCAAGCCUAGGUGAUGCAGAGACAAGCAGUCCUGUUCGUGAGAGACGCAGCGACAGGAAAAGAACUGCGCAAGCACUUCCUCAUCAGGAGCCCUCCAAAGAGGGAGAGAGUUCAGCUCUGCCGCCAACAGAGAGAAGGAAAUCUAAAGAAAAGCGGCCUUCGUCAAAGGCUGCUAACGCUGAUUCAGUCCCAAGCUCGAGCAGAGCUGAAACCAUCGCCACGCGAUCGAGUUCACAGGAAGAGCAAUCUCUUGGGGGUGCUGCCUCUAAUCAAGUUCGGCAUGCAUCAGACAAUGCACUAACGGACAGUCGGAAGGCUACACCUCAAACAAGACUAGGCGAUGCGAAGACAAGCAGUCCGGUUUGUGAGAGAAGCAGCGACAGGAAAAGAACUGCGCAAGCACUUCCUCAUCAUGAGCCCUCCAAAGAGGGAGAGAGUGUUUCAGCUGAGCCGCCGACAGAAGGAAGGGAAUCUAAAAAAAAGCGGCCUUCAUCAGAGGCUUCCAACGCUGAGGCCCUCCCAAGCUCAAGCAGAGCCAAAACGAUCGUGACGCGGUCAAGUUCACAGAAAGAGCAGUCUCUUGGGGGUGCUGCCUCUAAUCAAGUUCGCCGGGAUGUGCAGACAAGCGGCCACGCCUCAAAUGAACAGCACACGUCGGGUGGCUCUCUCAGUCGCAGUCUCAGGUCCAGACACCAAGCAGACGGUGGAACAAAUCCUCAGGUAGGCAGACCCGUUCCCGAAGGCAUAGCUGGAACCUCAAGCCAGCCUCCUCAACCGCUCCGCCACAAGAUGGACAGGGAGAAGUUGCGGGCCAGACCUCGCCACUAUCCAAAACGGAAGUCACCUCGCGAGCCAGUCUUUGUUAUUGAGGACAAGGAAUCCUUCCAUCGCACCAUGUCGCCAAGCUCAAGAGACAAGGUGGACGCUUCCCUGCACCUGUCUCCUGUCCCUCUCUCUACCUUGCCAGAAGAAAGCCAUGUUGGAAAGUUAGGUUUUCAUUGGUACGAGGUGACGUUUGGCGCGCUGCCUGGACGUACUAGGGUGGCUGAACUAGAAGAAGCUGACGACACCGACAUCAAGUCCCUGCACUGGAUGUCGGAUAACGAGUGGUCAACCGACGCUCAUCAAACGGAGGAUGACGAUUCUUCCGACGUAAGCAGUGGCGGCGAUCUGUCACCUCUUCCUUGGGAAGAGGACACGUUUAAGCUUAGCGGACAGUCCAGCCAAGAUCAGGAACCAGGUGAAAAUACGAAGGGCCUGGACCACUGCCAAAAAGAUGCCCGAAGAAGGAUGCAGGCAUACCUUCCAGGCGUCCGAGUGACAAAGAAAGCGUGGGACACCAUCUACCAGUGGCAAGGCCACUUUCUGGAGAAUAUGGGACAGUCCUUGGAAGCCAUGGCCCAGCGUGCAGGUCACGACAGGAUUGAGGAAGAGGACGUGGUCUGGUACAUCCACAGAUACCUGGGCACUGCGGACCCCUAUAAGCUGUGGGCCCUGGCCGAUGAACUGCUGCCUGCUGAACUUCGGCAGCGUCUCUAUCCAGCUCCUCCAUGUAUCCUGGCCUCCGAGUCCCCCGAGUGAUGAUGCCACGUCAUUCAAGAAACUGGCACACGCAUGUGCUGGUGCAAAGCUUGGUGUCCUCGUGAAGCACAACGUGCUGAGAAGUGUAAAAAGAGAUAUUGUACCUAGUAUUCUCUAAUUGCCACGGCAUGCUUUUUACUACUGUCAGUGGCACAACAAAUGGACUGACUACCCUGUGACAUGCAUUGUUUUUGUUAGUGCUAACAUCAUUUUAUUUAAUAACUCGUGUAGAUUGUCGUGAUCACUGUGUCCCUUUUAUCUUUUAAUUUCACUCUCUGACAAGUGUAUAAUAAAUUUUAUUUUCUAAUGACGCAAAA